Messenger RNA from Gossypium raimondii (Peruvian cotton), 1479 nucleotides. RefSeq names its product mitogen-activated protein kinase kinase kinase 20. Gene Ontology annotation, biological process: protein phosphorylation. NCBI's taxonomy places the organism in Eukaryota, Viridiplantae, Streptophyta, Magnoliopsida, Malvales, Malvaceae. Gene Ontology annotation, molecular function: protein kinase activity; ATP binding. The transcript has a single exon. The record is from RefSeq and is a predicted model, not a curated record. Bases 140 to 1150 code for a protein of 336 amino acids.
CCAUAACCUCUGUCACCCAUGUUUGCUUCCAUUUCUUCCUCUCAAACCAAACACAAUCAGUAAAAAGGCUUCCAUAUCUUCAAUAAUAAGAAACAAAACCCAGGUUCUUGAGUGAAAUUGGAGCUCGAAGUUUUCUGGAAUGGAGUGGGUUCGGGGAGAAACGAUUGGAUCUGGAAGCUUCGGCACUGUGAAUUUGGUGUUACCUAAAACAGGGUUUUCGGGAUCAUCAUUCAUGGCUGUCAAGUGUUGUGAAACUAAUAACUCGGCUUCUCUCAAGAAUGAGAAACAGGUGCUCCACCAACUUGGUUUCUGCCCCCAAAUCAUCAGUUGUUUCGGCGACGAUUUUACUGUUGAGAAUUGUGGGAAAUUUUACAAUCUGUUCUUGGAGUAUGCUGAUAAAGGAAGCUUGGCCGAUCACCUUCAGCAAAACGGUGGGAAAUUGAUGGAAUCCGAUGUUAAAAGAUUUGCAAGAUCGAUACUGAAAGGGCUAAACUUCAUCCAUUCCAAAGGGUUUGUUCAUUGUGAUAUCAAGCUUCAAAAUGUUCUUUUGUUUGGUAAUGGGGAUGUGAAGAUAGCUGAUUUUGGAUUGGCAAAGAGAAAGGGUGAAAAACAGAGGAGGCAUGAAAUCAGGGGAACGCCUUUGAGUAUGGCCCCUGAGUCUAUCAAUGGAAACGUUUAUGAUUCGGGGGUGGAUAUUUGGGCACUUGGAUGCGCUGUUGUUGAGAUGUUUACUGGGAAACCAGCUUGGAACUUGAAACCAGGAGCCAACAUGGCGGAUUUGUUGAUUAAAAUCGGGGCCAGUGAUGAAUUGCCUGGAAUUCCAAGGGAGUUAUCUGGGGAAGGAAAAGAUUUUCUGGUUAAGUGUUUUUCUAGGGAUCCAAACAAGAGAUGGACAGCUGAGAUGCUCCUGCAACAUCCUUUCAUGGCCGGCGAUGAUGAACCGGUUCCAUCAACGUCUUCACGAGGUUGUGUUGAAGAAAUCGCAAUAACCCCAAGAUGUACUUUGGAUUUCCCAGAUGGGGUUUGGAGUGAAUCGAUUUUAGGGGAAAAUUCAAGCAUGUUUUCAUCGGCUUUGGAUCGGAUUCGUGAAUUGGCAUGUGAUGAGGCACCUAACUGGGGUUUUAGCGGCAGCUGGAUGAGGUUGAGGUAGAAUAAGAUGAUGGAAUAGCCAAUUUUAUUAGAAAACAUUAGUGGACUGACUUUGUGCUGAUUCAGAGUUCUGAUUGGCCACAGAUUGUACAGACCAUUAUUUAUUUAUUCAUUUCCCAUAGGCGGCUUCGGUUCAACUUCUGUGUUCCAACUACAUUUUGAUUGCAAUCAUCCUUUUUAUUUAUUUUGGUUGUCACAAUUCAGCUUACCAAUCCCUGUGUUGUAUUCUCAAAGUCUAAACAACUUUGAUUCCCAUAAGAUGUUGCAGUGUGAACUCAUUCCUUCCUUUAAAAAAAUAUUUCUGACUCCAAAAACACUUUUGAAAGAAAA